GUUGAAUAUAUUUCAGGGAAGGUUUUUUUUACCACCUGUUCUGAUUUGAAUAUGCUGAAGACAUUAAAAUCUGCAGAAAGAUUAUUUUUGCUGAUUAAGAAGCAGAUUCCAUUUACUGUUUGUUCUGUAAGUAAAGGAAAACCACUGAAUGAAAUACAAAGACUUAUAAAUGACGAUCCAAGAAGUUGGUUAAAUGCCAUCUCAAUUUGGAAAAAUCUUCUGGAGCUUGAUGCAAAAAAGGAAAAACUUUCAGACACAGAUUUUAAGUCACUAAAAAGAAAGCUGGAAAAAAAUGAAGUCAUCGAUGCUAAAAAAUUUAAAAUAGAACAAGCACAAGAGAGAGAAGAGAAUAGGGAAUGCCAGCUUGAAAAACAGCUCGAAGAAAAACUGGAGCAAAGAGAUUUUCCUGCGGAAAGAGGAAUGUUUCAAGAAUUUCAGAAUGACGCAGAGAACUCAGCUGAUAAUCACAACCAGGAGGACUUGACUUUCAGAGUUUCUUGUCGCUGCAGUGGAACUAUUGGAAAGGCCUUUACUGCCCAGGCGGUAGGAAGAGUAAUGGGGAUUGCCCUGAGGAAGCAGUUUGGAUGGAAAGCAAAUCUGAGGAACCCAGAUUUAGAGAUUUUCAUACACCUAAAUGACAUUUACUCUGUUGUGGGGAUUCCUGUGUUCAGGGUUCCUUUAGCCAGCAGAGCUUACAUCAGGACAGCUGGAUUGCGAUCUACCAUAGCAUGGGCCAUGGCUUCACUGGCUGAAAUUAAGGCCGGUGCAUUUGUUUUAGAUCCGAUGUGUGGACUUGGAACAAUACUUUUGGAAGCUGCUAAGGAAUGGCCAGAUGUAUAUUACGUGGGUGCUGACGUCAGUGACUCACAGUUAAUAGGUGCAGGUGACAAUCUGGAAGCUGCAGGCCUUAAGGAUAAAAUCGAGUUACUUAAAGUCUCUGUUAUAGAAUUGCCAUUGCCAUCAGAAAGUGUCGAUGUUAUUAUUUCUGACAUUCCAUUCGGAAAAAAGUUUAAGUUAGGAAAAGACAUCAAAAGCAUUCUGCAAGAAAUGGAAAGAGUGCUUCAUGUUGGCGGAACCAUCGUAUUGUUGCUUAGCGAAGAUCACCAAAGGUGCCUUAAAAUUUGUGAAGAGAGCAGCAUCUCUUCAGAGUCCAAGGGCAGCCACACAGAUGGGCCUGGAAUUAUGAAGUGCUUGAAUCCUGAAGAAAAAUACAGCAUAUCAAAGACAGUGUCAUCUUCCUUCAACACCAGUGACCAGGAGUGCUUAGACAAAAUGUCACCAUUCGGCUCUUUGGUGCCAGUGGAAUGCUACAAAGUUAGCCUAGGAAAAACAGAGGCAUUCAUAUAUAAAUAUAAGAAGUCACACCCAUGUUGACAGUGCCAGGCUAGAACCUUCAGUCAGGUUCAAGUCAUUCUAUGUUGACUGGCAGCUGCAGAAGUUUGCUGUCCCGAGAGUUCUUUGUGGUGCCCGUGGAGCUGAGAGGUGUGGCUGAUUGAUGCACAUCCUUAGUAACAGUUUCUGCUUAAAGUCGUAC
This is a messenger RNA of Tupaia belangeri chinensis (Chinese tree shrew), 1534 nucleotides long. RefSeq names its product THUMP domain 2 tRNA and snRNA guanosine methyltransferase (gene THUMPD2). The record is from RefSeq and is a predicted model, not a curated record. Gene Ontology annotation, molecular function: tRNA (guanine) methyltransferase activity; RNA binding. NCBI's taxonomy places the organism in Eukaryota, Metazoa, Chordata, Mammalia, Scandentia, Tupaiidae. Gene Ontology annotation, biological process: tRNA methylation.